ACUCCUCCUUCUUCUUCCACCAACCCUUCAGUCAAAGUCACGUCGACGCUUCGUUUCCUCUAAACUGAAUUUUCUUACAUGUUUAUUUGCCAACUUGAUCUAACAGGGUUUAUAUUUGAAGGUUAAAUUAUUUUAUUCUAGAAUUAAACUAUUUAACUCAAACUGGUGGAACUGGAAGACGAGGAAUGGCGACUGGACCUGCUGCGUCACGGCUCCAAGUUCUGCUCUUCCUGAUCUUCGUCCAGUUUGGUUCUGCCGGAGAGACACAGCUGAUCAGGGCUGAACCUGGAAAAGACGUCGUCCUGCCAUGUGAAGCUCCUGAGAAAAAACCUGUCGUCAUCGUAGARUGGAGMAGAUCUGAUSUGGAGGAAAAUGAUCAUGUUGCUCUGUAUCGAGAUGAUUGGUUUGAUGAUGAGGGUCAGCAUCCAGCUUAUAAGAACCGAGUGGCUCUACUGGACAGACAGAUGAAGGAUGGAGACGUGUCUUUGGUUCUGAAGAACGUGACGAUUAAUGAUACUGGAACAUAUGAAUGUAGAGUUGAUGGGAUUAAAUAUAAACGCAGGAAGAGAUCUCACCUGAAGAAUGAACCCAUCAGUAUCGUCACCCUGCUUGUUUCUGCUCCAGGAAACAAAGAUGGACAAAAGAAGGAUGGAGGGAAUGAGGAAGGACAAAAGAAAGAUGGAGUGACCAUCACUACACUGACAAGUGUCUUAGUUCCUGCUGUUCUGGUUCUAUUUGCUGUUCUAGGUUUUCUGCUCUAUAAGAGACGUAAUAAUAAUGAGAUAUCCAUCAAAGCAGCAGAACUUCAGGCUAUGAAUGUUGAAAACCAUCCAGAACCUGAAAUGUGAACAUUUAACAUUCAUUUCUAGCAGGAAGAGACUUUCAGCACUGAGACAGAAGAUMURAAGUUCAGCUCCAACUGAUUCACUUCACCUGUUUCCAUCAGAGCUUUUACAGCAGAGAACGAACUGAAUGUGAAAAGUUUGAACUGCAGCUUCUUUUUAAGGUUUCCUGCUGUCUGAACAAAAUAAUAUAUUACAUCUAAACUUCUCACCUAAAAGUUAUGGACACUAAUCAGAGAACCACAGAAU
This is a messenger RNA of Poecilia reticulata (guppy), 1091 nucleotides long. Its product is annotated as coxsackievirus and adenovirus receptor homolog. Gene Ontology annotation, cellular component: external side of plasma membrane. The record is from RefSeq and is a predicted model, not a curated record. Gene Ontology annotation, biological process: negative regulation of T cell proliferation; T cell costimulation; immune response. NCBI's taxonomy places the organism in Eukaryota, Metazoa, Chordata, Actinopteri, Cyprinodontiformes, Poeciliidae.